Messenger RNA from Talaromyces proteolyticus, 1060 nucleotides. RefSeq lists its product as uncharacterized. Lineage: Eukaryota; Fungi; Ascomycota; Eurotiomycetes; Eurotiales; Trichocomaceae. The record is from RefSeq and is a predicted model, not a curated record. The coding region runs from base 314 to 763 and encodes 149 amino acids. The transcript is spliced from 3 exons.
UCGUUUGAUACUUAUUAGGAAAUGAGCUAUAUUCGACAUUGCUGCAUGCAUCAAUCGAUCUUACCUGUAUAUCGGCAAAUCAAUCCAUGGUGAGAUGAGUAGUGAAAGUUAUGGUCAUUAAGCGAAAUAGAUGAAGACAAAAUCUUGCAUGCGUCAUAGACUACAUCAAGAACGAAUUUUCGGUGUUAGACAGUGGGUUUAAUGUGGAAAUUUGAUCAAUGCAUUAGAUUUUUCAUCUAUUGGCAUUUGAAUAUAUAAACGUAUUCAAUAACCACACAUCGUUUCUGCACAUCCAGGCAUAUACUCUCCUAACAUGUCUCAAGUCGUUAAGAAUACCCCUUCACCAGGCACCGGUGGUGAUGACUUUGAAAAAUACCAAUUCCCCCAGCUCGCAGGCAUUGAUGCUUGGUACGGAUAUCCCGAUGGGGUCCUAGACCUACGCGGCCUGCGUCUCAGAUUCCGAUCCCGAGAUCUGACCCAGUAUGGUACCGCCAAAGGUUCCCCCGACGCGCAUUACGACUUUGAUCCCGGCGAGAAAGUCACUAGUAUGGACAUCUGGGGAACUGAGGAAAGCGUUAGCGGCAUACACGGUGGAUUCGUCACUGGGAUUGGAUUUAAUACCACCAAGCAACAAAAUGUCUUGCUUGGUGGCAAUUCACAGGCUCACCCUACGCAUCAAACGGUCGGGAAUGGUACAUUUGUUGGAUUAACGGGACGGGCUGGUUCGGAUAUUGAUGCUCUAGGCGGUGUUUUUGCUAAUUAAGGCAAAGAAUUCGUGGGUCCAACAGGAACUCUCUUUAUUUGUCGUUUGCCAAUGGGAAAGGAAUCACUCUUAAUCGAUGUCCUAAAAAAGAUACCUGCAGUAUCGUAUAGUAAUGCGGAAAACGUUUCGUGUAAGCCUUGAUAUGGUUUUCCCACGUAACAAGGGUUUUCCCAUAUCCUCGUGCGAAUGCAAAGGCUUGAAACUUGUUAUUGCGGAGGACACCAGGUUCAAUAAAUGUAACUAAUAAAUGCGUUCUGUCUAACUAGUAACUUACCAAAGCUAAUAGCUAAACCCGAC